AUUGUUUCUGGUUUGUUUCUGCUCCUUCAAGAAGGAGCGGUAGCAGAAAUUAGAGUGGGAACUGGUUUCUCAAAACAGAUUCCUGCUUUGAAAAAUAAUGGUGGAAUCAGUUCCAAAUACCGUUCUUUUUUUAGGCUCGAAUUAAAGCAACACGAGCUACUAAUUUCGUCUCCAACCCUCCUCCAAUCAGAAGAAAAAUGGGUGAUAAACUUACCCUAAAGGAUUUAGAUCUUCCAUUGCAAAAGUUAAUUUUGGGUCCCAGGAAAAAGCUUCUUGUGCUUUGUCUUGGUGGCUUACUGGUGCACAGGGUGCACAUUAGAGAUAAGCACACCGUUCGUGGGUUCAAACCAGACUACACUCAUGGGAAAUUCCGGGUGUUUGAAAUGAAUUUGGAGCAGUGUUCAAGAGACCAUUUUGCAAUGAAUUCCUGGAUUUUUGCUUUGACCGAUUUGUGGUCGGGUUAUGGUCGUCCGCAAUGGACCAUAAUAUUGAUGAUGCUUUAAGAUGUGUCAUUGGUGAUGAUUCUAGAAACAAGUUGGCUUUUUUUUGGAGUCAAAUGCAAUGCAGAGAUUCUGGAUAUGGUUGUCCGGGAAGGAAGGCAAAACCCGUAUAUCUUAAACGUUUGAAAGAUCUUUGGGACAAGAAACCGGGCUGUCAUAAUAGAUUUCCAUGGGAAAAAGGGCAAUAUUCAGCUUCUAAUACUUUGUUGAUUGAUACUGAACCUCAUGUAUCUCUUCUGAACCCGGUUAAUACGGCUAUAUUUCCGGAACCGUUCAAAAAACCCAAUCCUGAAGAUGCAUAUUUAGAGGUUUUUGGAGGGUCUUUCCAGUCAAGAUAUUGAUGUUCCUACUUAUGUGAAGGACAGAAGGAGCAUCGCAUCGGGAGGCCUCCUAUAACCCCGUCACAUCCCAACUGGGCCUUCUAUCAGAAGGUCGUUCAUCGCUAUCGCUCUAGUAAUAAUACGGAGUAAUAAAUAACAUAAAAGUUGCUCCACAAAAAUGCUAGUACUAGUAACUUUGAAUAUUAAGUUUGGUCUAAUGCCAUCAUUAUAAUUGUUCUAUCAAGAGUUUUGGAUGUGAAUGAAUGCAUUUGAAUGAAGUAUGUGCUUAUUCUAUACGUACUGCGUAUGGGUAUGAAUACAAGGUUAUCUGGUGUGUUUAUAUUUUGGUCGAAAACUUU
Cuscuta epithymum is the source of this 1179-nucleotide messenger RNA. Lineage: Eukaryota; Viridiplantae; Streptophyta; Magnoliopsida; Solanales; Convolvulaceae. The record is from the annotation of a GenBank genome assembly.